Orbicella faveolata is the source of this 1283-nucleotide messenger RNA. RefSeq lists its product as uncharacterized. The record is from RefSeq and is a predicted model, not a curated record. Lineage: Eukaryota; Metazoa; Cnidaria; Anthozoa; Scleractinia; Merulinidae.
UGUGAUCAGUGUGAUUUUCGUGUUUUCCAGUGUGUGCAACUUUUGCACGGGUUAUUUUCCUCAAGAUUUGCUUUCCUCAUCUCGGACUCUUCACAGAAUGACUCGUGGAAACCAGCGUGAGUUGGCUCGUGCAAAAAAUCUGAAGAAACAACAAGAACAGGCAAAGAAGAAAGGAGGUGAAAGUGGAGUAGCACUGAAGGAAAGAAAAGAAAGGGAUGCAGCUAUGAUGAGGGAAAAACAGAAAAAAGCUGCAGAAAAACAAGCUGCUGAAGGAGGCGCAAAGAAAUAACCUUAACUUACAUUAAUUUUGUUUUCUGGAUUUUCCAACCGAAGAGAACUUUUGGUACUUGUACAUUCUUCAUUUGUAUGAAUCUUGUGAAACACAACUGCACACUGAGCUCUCUCAUGGAUAAAUCAUGCCUUUUGGACAAUUGCAGCAGUAGAAGACUUCAUUCCAUGUGCUAAAUUCUGUUGUUUAUUGUGUAGUAACAGUAUUUACUCUGUACUGGGAGUGGUUUCAGAUAAUCUAAGUGGGUGAUGUACACCCUUUUAUGUUGCAGGAACUGAAGAAGGGGGAAAAUAAGUAGUAUUGACACUGCAAUAAAAUUUAAGAGACCAGGGAUGUGCACUAGAGGAACCUGGGUGCCACAGGUGACAAACUUUGGGUGACUGGAAAAACUUACUUUUUUCACAUAAGCUUAAGUGCUGGGCACCCAGGAUUUCAUGGUCUCUUUCGGUUCCUCAUAGUUUUUCUUAGACCCCGGCCUUGGAGAUUCAGAAAAUGCAAACACAAGGGACACUUUGCUUGUAUCCAGUUUUUCAUAUCCAAUAACUUUGCAUUAUAAUAAUGACUGUUAAAAAAAAGUGUGUAAUUAUGUAGAUUAUGAAAUGUGGAUAAAAGGUUGACUUGAAAGUGUUCUUUUAAGUUGCAAAAUGUGCCAAACAAUUUUUCAGUAACAGAACUUUGAAAAUUAUAAUUUGAGCAAUGGUUAAUAGUCUAACACCAACCUGCUUGGUUUUCCUUCGUUUGUGAGUUUCACUUAGGGUUCAAUUUUAGGAAAAUGUUCUUCAGUACUUUCCUCCUUUCCCCUUUCUGUUGUUGCCUGCCUAUAGGUCAAUCCAGGAAAAAAAGAGACAUUGGAGUACAAUAUUAAUCUUUCUUAUAAUGCUAUAAUUCAAUAUUUUGUACACGUAAUGUGUAUGUAAAGACAAUGUUGCAGAUCAGUUGUUAAUGUACAUCUUUUCAUCAGUAGAAGUUGAAUAAAUAGUACAUAUAGAAGGUA